UGUAUAUUUUGUAAUAGGAUCAGAACAAGAGGGUUAAAUUUGUAACCUAAUGAUCACAAACACAUUGGUUUAAAGUCAGAGCCAAAAUUGCUCUGUAGGGCAAUGGUAAAUAAUUGACUAGAGUUAAGUAAUCAAACUAUUCAAUGGGUUUGCGACAUGUUUAAAGAGAUUUGGUCUGUGUCAAUUUGCAAGUCAUGUUUCAUACAUGCUUUUAUAUCCAGUAUUCAUUAUGCGCAGAAUCAUUACUUUUAAGCAGGAUUAUUACGUAGAAUGUUCAAACACAAGAAUGUUCUCAAUGUUUAAUCUAUCUAUAUUAGCAAUGUUAAACAGCACAAUCUGCUGCUGGUUGAUAUUUAACUGCAGCAAAAUACAGACAUAGAGGGUUAGAAGACAUUAUUUGUAAUUUUACAAAUGUAUAACUUUAUGUCAAGAACUGUUAGCUGGUAAAUAAAUAGGAUAAUAUAAUAUAUUAUCAAAAAAAUAUUAGUUGCAUAUAAUUUGCUAUGGAUGAUACAAGCAAAGUAGUUUUGGUGACUGGUAGUUCUCGUGGUAUAGGAGCAGCAAUUGCACUGCUGUUUGCCAAGCAUGGGGCUUCAUUGUCUCUUACUGGGCGUAAUGCAGAAAAAUUGAGUGAGGUGGCCAAAAAAUGUAAAGAAAAUGGAGCAAAACAGGUCUUAGAAACAAUAGCUGAUGUUACAAAGGAAGAAGAAUUGGACAGGUUGGUGGAGCAAACAAUCAAAACAUUUGGAAAGUUGGAUGUGUUAGUAAAUAAUGCUGGGAUUCUAAUAUUAGGGAACCUUGAUGCAUACACUAGCGAGAGUUUUGAUGCACUGAUGUCCACCAAUGUGAAAGCGCCCAUGUAUCUAAUGAAGAUUGCAAAGUCACAUCUUGCUGCAACUAAAGGAAAUAUAGUGAACCUCUCGAGCAUAGGAGCUUUUUACAACAACUCAACUGCAUUAGUUUAUUCAAUGACCAAACUGUGUAUGAACUACAUUACUAAAUCCUGUGUUAAAGAUCUGUCCAAGGAUGGGAUCCGGAUUAAUGCGAUAUGUCCAGGACCGAUAAGUACCGAGAUAUUCGAUAAUUCGUUUACAAACGAAGAAAAACAAGGAAUCUUGGAGAAGUACGCGUCAUCACUUAAAGGAAGGGUACCAACAGUGGAAGAAGCUGCUGAUUUGGUUUUCUUUCUCGCUUCAGAUAAAGCGUCAAUGGUUACUGGCGAAUGCAUGCCUUUUGAUGGUGGCGUAUUUGUCAGCUCAACUACAUAAAACCAAUGAAAAAUGGUAUUAAUUAAAAUUGGGCAUUAUACUACAUCAUUAUAGUAAUAUUUAAAAUUACAUUCAUUCUUCUAAAAUUAAACGUUGUAAUUAUACCAGUGUAUAAUCAUAACCAAGGGUUUUAAAAUAAAUUAAAGGAUUUGCAUUUA
Molecule: messenger RNA, 1426 nt
Organism: Ciona intestinalis (vase tunicate)
Lineage: Eukaryota; Metazoa; Chordata; Ascidiacea; Phlebobranchia; Cionidae
Source: RefSeq, a predicted model, not a curated record